AUGGAGAAAUCGAAGCCUCAUCAACCCGGAUAUGUUCAGCUUAUUUUACUUACGCCGGAGAGAGCAAACCGACACCUUAGACAGUCAGCUUAUCCUAUGAAUGGAGCAAUAUACAUAUCAAGUGAUUCAUAUGUGAAAUUGCAUCUUAGAGAAAACGAAGAACAACAUGGACCUAGUGUAAAGAAAUUGUCGGAAAAUGGAACGGAAUUGGACGAAGUUUAUUGUCUUCAUUGUGUUCAUUGGCCAUCCGAUGCCGAGAAGUGGUAUUUCAGAAAAAGAUCACACGGUUGGCCAGACACAAAUUGUGUUAAGGCGAUAUAUGAUGAUGGAUGUCACGUAGUUCCUAUUGGCUCUAAAUCUAUUGAUAGAUAUGGUAACUGGUCGGCGGAUCCACUUAUUUGGCGACUGUCUUUUUCUGAGGCGGAAAAACGUUUAGUUCACACAAUGAACGAUACACAGUUUCUUGUUUAUGGAACAUUUAAACUUCUUUUAAAAGAAGCGUUUGAAAACAAUAACGACACUUUGUGUUCAUAUUUCAUGAAAACGCUUGUCUUCUGGAGCAUUGAAGAGUCAACUACAGCACUUUGGCAACCUCUUCGGCUAGUUUCCUGCAUUGAAGUUUGUUUGAAAAGGUUAAUAUCCUGGGUUUCAAACGGCUUUUGUCCGAACUAUUUUGUGAGAGAAAACAAUAUGUUUUAUGGACGUUUAGGUGAGAAUGAACAAUGUUUCCUUAUCAAUCACUUGUUGGAACUAUAUGCACAAGGCUGGAGAUGCUUAUUAAGGUGUCCAUCAAUGAAACCUUUUGAAGAUGCACUUCAAAAUACAAAUAUACAGAUUCCCAAGAUGUUAAAUGAUGAUCUAAACACAAGGGAAAUUCAUUUUAUCUCACCUGAAAUCAACGAAGAAUCCGGUGCUGAUCAUGAGGAGGAAGUCGACGUUGGUUUCUUUUCCGACUUAGAAAACGAUGUCAUUAAUUUUUCUGAUAUAACAGGUCUGAAAACUAUGUUUUCUAAGAAAAUAGUAAGCCUUAUCAAAGCCGAAAGAGAUCGUUCAGAUAUUGACAUUAUAACAUUGUCUCAACAAAAGCUUCUGCAACGCAUGGCACUUUUUCUCUUAGACGAAACUCUGCUGGAAUCUAGGUGUGCACGCUUCAAAUAUCGUCAAAUCCGACGAGCGCUUAGUCUGCUAAGCUACACGUGUCGCGCUGACAUCAGCAGAGGAAGACUGUCCUUAGCAACAGCUUAUUACUGCCUUGGAAACUAUUCAAAAGCUUUAAAGAUUAUAGAGCUGUAUGAAGACAUUCUUCACCACAGAUCUGGGGUGCUGUAUGUGAGUUCAAAAUAUCCAACAAAAGUAGACCCAGGUUACAAGAAAAAUUUCUGUACCCGAGCUUUAAAUAGACUAGAGAGGGCCUCUUUAGCGGUUUCGUAUGAUUUCCAUGUCUAUCAAAACAGGCCAAUCAUACCCAAGGAAAUUGCACUCGAAAUUUAA
Saccostrea cuccullata (small rock oyster) is the source of this 1491-nucleotide messenger RNA. RefSeq lists its product as uncharacterized. Bases 1 to 1491 code for a protein of 496 amino acids. Lineage: Eukaryota; Metazoa; Mollusca; Bivalvia; Ostreida; Ostreidae. The transcript has a single exon. The record is from RefSeq and is a predicted model, not a curated record.